Molecule: messenger RNA, 760 nt
Organism: Thalassophryne amazonica
Lineage: Eukaryota; Metazoa; Chordata; Actinopteri; Batrachoidiformes; Batrachoididae
Gene: natd1
Product: protein NATD1
Exons: 3
Coding region: 76-411 (111 amino acids)
Source: RefSeq, a predicted model, not a curated record
UUGCUUUGGCCGAGAUGACCAUUAUUUCUUGAAGCUGUCUGUUGUAAGCGCUUUUAGCAGUUAACGACUUCUACUAUGGCACAGGCGGCACAAGUUAAUGUCUUCGACCCUAAUAACGCUCAGAUACAGGUGGAACACGAUAAAAAACGUCGGCAGUUUGUUAUAAGGCUGAAUGGGUCUCAUGACCGUGCAGUUCUUCUCUAUGAGUACGUUGGAAAGAAGACUGUAGACCUGCAACACACUGAAGUUCCAGAUGCUUAUCGAGGGAGAGGGAUUGCUAAGCACCUGGCCAAGGCAGCCAUGGAUUUUGUGGUGGAAGAAGAUCUGAAAGCUCACUUGACUUGCUGGUACAUUCAGAAAUUUGUCAAAGAAAAUCCUCAGCCACAGUACUUUGAGCAUAUUUAUCAAUGACCGCACAUGGCAUGGAAAGAAGCGGAAUGGAGAGUGUGACGAGACUCUCAGGAGACAAAUCUGAUCACAUGCUUUGGAGUUAAAGGUGGAGUAACAACAGAAGACUUUCCAGGCAUUGCUACAUGUGCCAUUGAGUGACUCAAAAGAAACUGGGGACACGGUAUGACUCCUUUGACCGGAGUGUUGGUCAGCUGGUCAGUGCAAAACACAGCCACACUCACCAUAAGAAGAAAGUGGAUCUGCUGUUGAUUUUCUUUGGUGCAUCAGCAAACAAACCAACCAAAGCUGAAGCCUGAUACCUCAAAAAAGAAACAUUCAGGAUCUAAACCUCUCACUGCCUGGAAGCCAC